CCUACGCGAUAACAAAGUGCCCCACAACCUCUCUCUCUCUCUCUUCAUCGUCUGUGGAAAAAUUUAUCAAAUCUCAAUCCCCAUUGGAGUUCCCUUGGUCACCAUCGUCUUCCAUGGAUCGGUUCAGAGCUUCUGCGAAUUCAUUCCUGUCUCAGUUCGAACCUCUCACUCUCGUUCUCUCUCCUCUUCUCUCUCUCCUCACAGCCUGGAUUCUCCACUCCUUCUUCCGUGUUGUUCGCGACAAAGGCCUCAAACCAACUCUUCUAGGGUUCUUCAUCAACUCCAUCAAGUUGGUACCAGGUGUGAAGAGUUACAUUGCUGCUGAGAAGCAAAAGGUAGUAAAUCAGUUGCAAUCUGGUAGCAUAUCUAAAAGGGAUGGUUGGAGGUCAGAGUUGCCAAGAGCUGGCUUAGGAGUAGGAGUCUUAGACAACAUGAAAGAUGAAAAAAGGAAAGACGUGUCUUGGCAAGGAAAAUGUUCUGGUACAGUAUACAUUGCAGGAAGUGAGGCUGAAGGACAUUUUUCUUUGAUAAAUGAGGCAUGUUCAAUGUUUGCACAUACCAAUCCACUACACAUGGAUGUGUUCCAGAGUGUUGUACGAUUUGAAUCUGAAGUGGUUUCAAUGACAGCUGCACUACUUGGAGGUAAAGAAAAAGCUUCUGGGGGACAGGUAUGUGGAAACAUGACAUCUGGUGGAACCGAAAGCAUAUUAUUAGCUGUGAAAUCAUCACGUGACUUUAUGAAAGCUAAGAAGGGAAUAACAAGACCAGAAAUGAUAAUACCUGAAUCUGCACACUCGGCUUAUGACAAAGCUGCACAAUAUUUCAACAUCAAGUUGUGGCGUAUCCCUGUUAACAAAGAAUUUAUAGCAGAUGUGGGAGCUAUCAGGCGACGUAUAAACAGAAACACCAUCUUGAUUGUUGGAUCUGCUCCUGGGUUUCCACAUGGCAUCAUUGACCCUAUUGAGGAGCUUGGUGAAUUAGCUUUCAGCUCUGAAAUCUGCUUUCAUGUUGACCUGUGUCUUGGAGGAUUUGUAUUGCCUUUCGCUCGUAAACUUGGGUACCCUAUUCCGCCUUUUGAUUUUUCUGUCAAAGGGGUUACCUCAAUAUCAGCGGAUGUGCACAAGUAUGGGUUGGCUCCCAAAGGAACUAGUAUAGUCUUAUACAGGAAUCACGAUAUUCGGAAGGUAAGUAAUUAGUUCAUUUCACUUCCCCCUCACCCCCUUCAUUUUUUUAAAUGUUGAUUUUACUUUUGCGAUUUGGUGAAGGGAGGCAGUGUGUUGUGGCUCAAUUUAAACAUGUGUCUCUCUCUAGAUGUGACGAAUCGGCCUGAUUUUUUCUUUGUUUGAGCUUGUUCCAUGUUGGUUAAUUUAUAACCUCCAAAACUAGUGAAUGAGCUUGGGUGGCCUCUCCACUUAUUGCCAUUUGCUUUUGAGUUAUAUGCUUUUAAUAUGGUAUCAGAGCUAGGCUUUCAGAGGCAUUUGGAUAAGACUCUCUUUAUUGAUUGCCCCAUUGUUUGUUCCAUACUGCACCUAGCUUGUUUUGUUAUGAUUCCAAUUAUCCUUUGUUUACGUCUCCAUGUUUGGGUCAGGGGUCACGCGUGCGGGGUAUUGUUUGAGUUGGAUGCUUUAACUUUCUUCAUAACUGGUCCCGUAUGUGAAACCGAAAUAAAUACAAGUUUUGUAAUACCUUGUGAUCUGUUCUGUUGCUGGGCCAAACAAAUCUCUUACUUUGGGCAAUAUAAUUAAUUGGAAUCGUAGGGGAAACAUUUCUCAUAGUUUUGAUAGCCUGAUCAAUCAUCAUGGUAUUUUUGGCUUAUAGUCCCAUAGUCAGUAUUCGUCUAAUGAGGAUACAUUCUGAAUCCACGCUCUAUGCCAAUUUCACCGUUCAAUUAUAAUGUCUUCUCAGAUCAACAAAAAAAAAAAAGCAAAAAAAAAAACUGUAUUGUCUUUAAU
This is a messenger RNA of Rhododendron vialii, 1952 nucleotides long. Its product is annotated as sphingosine-1-phosphate lyase. The record is from RefSeq and is a predicted model, not a curated record. The coding region runs from base 114 to 1196 and encodes 360 amino acids. The transcript has 9 exons. Gene Ontology annotation, biological process: sphingolipid catabolic process; carboxylic acid metabolic process. NCBI's taxonomy places the organism in Eukaryota, Viridiplantae, Streptophyta, Magnoliopsida, Ericales, Ericaceae. Gene Ontology annotation, molecular function: sphinganine-1-phosphate aldolase activity; pyridoxal phosphate binding. Gene Ontology annotation, cellular component: endoplasmic reticulum.